Molecule: messenger RNA, 2436 nt
Organism: Leishmania braziliensis MHOM/BR/75/M2904
Lineage: Eukaryota; Euglenozoa; Kinetoplastea; Trypanosomatida; Trypanosomatidae
Exons: 1
Coding region: 1-2436 (811 amino acids)
Source: RefSeq, a predicted model, not a curated record
AUGCAGACACAAGUGCACAAGGAUGUGGUGAAGAACAUAACCAAGGCCUCACAGCUGGAAGAUGAGCUGCAGCUCUCACAGGCGCAACACGGUGUGGUAGUGCUGGAUGUGUACAACGCGGAGUGGGGUCACUGCAAGGCACUCAGUGACACCUUCCGCCGUCUCUUUACCGACGCCGGCGACCUGGUUCACCUUCGGUUCUUCGCAGUGGAGUGCAAUGCGGUGCUGGCGAGCCUCAACGACCCAGAUGAGGUGAAGGUCCAUCGUCCUCGGCAGAAGGGGAUGGAAGUCUCCAAGGAUACUCUUGUCGGCUUCUGGAAAGGGAUUCUGGAACAGCGCCAGAAUCACUCGAAGCCGUUCUUUGCCUUCUACAAGGAAGGGAAGAUGCGAGCCCAGCUGGAGGGUAUCGACACCCCAAAGAUCUGCCGUAUCGUACAUAACCUGUGCAAGCAGCAGAACGCCGCCUCCGAGUACAUCAUGAACGCUGAUGCGCUACACUUUUGGGAAUCGCACUUCUCGCUCUCCGAGAGCGAGGUGGCUGUGAGCGAGUUCGUGCGCGCGGUGCAGGCGCUGCUCGGCGCCUCGGCGGCGGAGCUGUCGGAGACGGAUUUGGCCGAUAUCACGGCCAAGGUGCAGGGCGCCAGUGGGCCCACAGUGACGGCCGCCCACCUGCAGUCCUUUGUCGGUGAUAGCGGAAGCGUGAAGGAUGCCAUUUUGACUAUCAUUACAGAAAAGCGAGCGAUAGCCACAGCAACGCCAGCUGCACCGCUGCUGCCGCCGGAGAAAGAGCCACAGGUUAGUGAAUCAGGGGAAAAAGCUGCGGACGAUGAACCGCGGGCGUCACUUCAAAGUCUGUCGGCCGUUGAAUCCAAUGAGGCGGUGAAGGAGGCAGGGGCUGACGGCAAAGAGACUGAGGUCGUUGGGACUGAAGUAGACGCAGAUGUAGUGCAGGGGACCUUUCCCACUGAGGAUGAUGCCACCGAGGUGUCGUACAAUGAGGAGCUGCCCAAGCCCGCCACGGAUGGAUCCGGCGAAGAGCCUGCUGUCGAGCCGCCCACCGUCGAUGCGGCGGAGGCGGAUGAGGCAGGCAGAGACACCCAUGAGCUUGACGAACCCGUAGAGGCUUACCCGGUGGAGGAGCAAGCGGCGCAGCAGCCCGAGGGCAAUGAGCCUGACAACCCAUACGAGGAGCUGCCGGAGCAGCAGACUGCGACAGCUGUAGAGUCCCCCACGUCGUCACUAAGCCUGCCUGCAAAAGAGCACCACGAGAGUGAUGUGGAGGAGGCUUUGGGCACGCCGGCUGAUGAACCUCAGAGAGAGGUCGACACGCAGGCAUCAUCUGGUGCGACUGAGAACGAUGACAAUCAGCAGGGGGAGAUGCUGGACGAUACCCGCGCGCCAUACCCAACACCGCAGCCGGGUAUGGAUACCACGGAGCUGGACGACGGCAGCGACGAAGACCCUGACGAAGCGCCGUCGUCUGCGCUGCCGGCCGACACUGUCAACACCACCGGCAACCAAGACGAGUCCGUCAUCAACCAGAUCUUCACAGAUCGCUGGAUAACGGUGACGGAGGAAGAGAUGCACGUGUGGAACACGGUAGCGGCGUUGCCGCUUCACUAUCCCGAGAGCACGACACUGAUGGCGGACCUGACAAACGACACGACGCCGGCGCAUGAGGCACUGUCGACGACAGCAGACCUCCCGACGCUGGCGGAGUAUCUGAUGGCGCAAGGGGUGCCUUACCCCGACAUCAAUAUGAUGUGCAUCGCGGCGGACCAGAAGGUGGGCUCGGAGAGUCUGUCGUACGGCAAGCUGUCACUGAUACUCAUGUCCUGUGACCCGGAGGAGGGAAAGGACCUGGUCCCGCAGUGCGAGACGUUUCUGAAGGAAUUGUCGGACGGCACCCUUCUCAGGCAGCAGCAGUCCCUCGCCUUCACCGCCCUUGCUCUGAGCGCCUCCGAGGCCUACCCGGACGAGUGCUUCUGCUACUGUAUUCCCGAGACUGCAGUGGCCGCUUUCCAGGGGCUCGCCGUGGACGACGUCUUCAUCCUGAAUGCGCUGACGCCGCUCAAGACCGCCGUGCCACAGGGCGGGCAGUUUAUCCUGCGCAUCAUCGGCCUGCCCAAGGUGAUUGAGCUCGCCACGACAGAUGAGAACGAGGACACGAUGGUGCUAAGUCAGUGGUACGCGCGCUUGCAGGUGGCCGAGCAGGGCACCGACACCCUCGUCGCGCACUUCGUCGAGAACGUGUGCGAUGAUGAGUUCCAGGACUUCCUCUCCAGUUACAUUGCACGCCUCAUCGAGGAUGAGAACCGGCUAGACAAGAAGCACGGCGACGAGGAGAAAGCCACCGACGGCGAGUUUGUCGACGAUGAGGUGGACGAUGGCACGUCCGCCGAAGCCGCCACACCCAUACCCGAGGAUAACCUUUAG